This is a messenger RNA of Penicillium salamii, 672 nucleotides long. The record is from the annotation of a GenBank genome assembly. NCBI's taxonomy places the organism in Eukaryota, Fungi, Ascomycota, Eurotiomycetes, Eurotiales, Aspergillaceae.
AUGGCCUCACUCACAGUCCAUCACCUGCGACGGUCGCAAUCCGAACGAGUUAUUUGGCUUUGUGAAGAACUGGGCAUUCCCUACCAUCUCGAAUGUCAUGAUCGAGUACCUCCUCUCAUGCUCGCACCGGACAGUCUGCGCCAACUUCACUGGUCCGGAACCGCCCCGGUGAUCCAGGAUGGAGAAGUGACACUGGCCGAAUCCACCGCCAUCUUUGAGUAUAUUCUAAACAAACAUGGCAACGGACAGCUCGUGGUCUCUCCCACGGAUUCGAAUUAUGCGGACUAUCUCCUCUGGUUUCACCAAGCAAAUGGAUCGCUCAUGCCGGCACUCAUGCCUAUCAUGCUCGGCCGAAUGAAAGGCGAUAGCGACGAGUCCCCAACUCAGGCGAUUAUGCAGCAACGGAUCAACGCGAACCUGCAGGCUAUGGACCGGCAACUCGAAAAGUUGCCUUAUUUGGCUGGGGAUGAUUUCACAGCUGCGGAUUGUAUGUCAGUGUGGGGGUUGACGACGUUCCGUCUCUUCCAUCCGUUCGAUCUCACUGAAUAUCCGAAUAUUGUGAGCUAUUUGCAACGCAUUGGACAGCGAGAGGCCUACCAGCGUGCUGUACAGAAAGGAGAUCCCGGGAUGAGCCCUAUCCUGUCUGCGGUACCCCCUCCAACAUCUAUUUGA